UGAUUUGUGACAAAUACUGUAUCAAAAAAUUUCAUCAAAUUAAACUGUUGGGUCCAUAAAGUCGCAAAUUUGCAAGGACCAAACGUCAAACCGCCAUUUUGCCCAACAUCCAACUUCGCGUUUGUAUCAAAGGCAAUGGUCGUUUUAAACUGUCCCAUGUGUUGUCAUGAGACAUUCGAGACGGCGGCUUCCCUCAAAUGCCACAUUUUACACAUUUUGGAGAAUUUGUUAUGUCCCACAUGCGAUCAGAAAUUCGAAAAUUUGGCCGAUUUGGCGCAACAUCUGGACGAUGAGUGUCAAGGGGGCGACGGGCAAGCCAAAGCCUUGAUAGGGCCAGAGAAGCUCCCCGACGACGGACAAUACUACUGUCAAAUGUGUAAUCUGCAUUUGGACGAUAUUGACGAACACUUAAAUCGCUGCCACCAGGGCCAGGAAGUCAUUCUGGAGGAGGAAGACGCCGAUUCUGGUGAAUUUCCGGUCGACGAAGCCACAAUUUUCAUCAUAAAUUCCAACGAGAACGACCUGGAGGAGGAAACCCGUCCGGAAGAGCUCGAGAGCACAGUUUCCCCUUCGAAAAAAUCAUCAACUGUGAGUCAAGUCAACGUGAAGGACAAAGAGGGCCGUCCCUACACUCGAAAAUUCGUCAAAAUCGACAAAUUCUGGCAGCAAGAAGACCCAAUUGGCCUCACAGAGGAAACCAAAGAGCAUAUAAUCGAAAUAAACAAAUGCGAAAAGUGCGACAUGUACGUGCCGAAUUUGGACAGUUACCAACCACACGAAUGCCAAAAAAGCGAUUCGGAGAUUUUCAAUUGCCAGGUUUGUAAUACGAAAUUUCCCACGUUUAAGUCGCUCCGCCUACAUCGACGGAUGCACGAACCAAUCAAAACGCGGCAACCGGAAGCGCCGGCCAAUUACGACGAGGAGGAGGAGUCAGUGCGACAGAUGUUCAUUUGUAAAAUAUGUAAUCGAACAUACGAUAAAGAAUACGAAGCGGUUCAUUUAGAGUCGCACAAUACAGAAAAUAAAUUCAAUUGUGAUAUAUGCAAUCGCAAGUUUUACACGAAAAUUAACCUAGAAAUGCACGUCAAGGCCCACUCGAAUAACAAAAAGUUCACUUGUUCGUAUUGUAAGAAACCUUUUGUCACUUACGAUGCUUUAAAUGAGCAUGUGUUGAAUCAGUGUCAAAAUAGGGCAUAUGCUUGUCAGUUUUGCGGCCGAAGGUUCGCGAGACCGCACGAAAAAGUCAAACACGAACGAAUCCACACGGGGGAAAAACCCCACACUUGCGAAAUUUGCGGCAAGUCAUUUAGGGUCAGUUAUUGUCUAACCCUCCAUAUGCGCACCCAUUCUGGUACCAGACCCUACAAGUGCACCCAUUGCGGGAAAAGGUUCAAGUCGCAUAGCGCCUACAACCACCAUCUACUCAUCCAUUCGGAUGUAAGGGCCUACAAGUGCCCUUACUGCCCUAAAGCCUUCAAAACUAGUGUCCAACUCGCCGGCCACAAAAACAGCCACAUUAAACCCUUCACCUGCACAGAGUGUAAUCGGCCCUUUGCGUCCCUUUACUCCGUAAGGGUACACAUGGAGACUCACAAAACCAACAACAAUCUUAAAUACGAGUGUUGGAUGUGUGGGGCUCUUUAUUCACGAGCGUUCGCACUCAAAGAUCACUUGAAACAACAACACCAACAAGACGGGGACAAGGCGAAAGCCGAGCUGGACGUGGAUGAGGAGAUGGAGGCCGCAAAUUCCAUACUUGUGAACGAGGAGGACAUUAUUCUGGGGCUGGAGGGGGCCCCGAACAUUGAGAUCAUCGAGGCGGAGGAGGGGGUUUAGUGUUGUUAAUAAAUGUUUUAGUUUU
Molecule: messenger RNA, 1861 nt
Organism: Tribolium madens (black flour beetle)
Lineage: Eukaryota; Metazoa; Arthropoda; Insecta; Coleoptera; Tenebrionidae
Product: zinc finger protein 91-like
Exons: 4
Coding region: 136-1836 (566 amino acids)
Biological process (GO): regulation of transcription by RNA polymerase II
Cellular component (GO): nucleus
Molecular function (GO): RNA polymerase II transcription regulatory region sequence-specific DNA binding; DNA-binding transcription factor activity, RNA polymerase II-specific
Source: RefSeq, a predicted model, not a curated record